This is a messenger RNA of Vicia faba (fava bean), 405 nucleotides long. The record is from the annotation of a GenBank genome assembly. NCBI's taxonomy places the organism in Eukaryota, Viridiplantae, Streptophyta, Magnoliopsida, Fabales, Fabaceae.
AUGAGGAGGAAUUGCAACUUAGAACUCUGCCUUUUCCCUCAAUAUGUUUCUGAUAGCUAUCACAAUCACAACAAUCACAUGGUUGAAGAAAAAAAAGAUAGUGAUCGGAUGAGUUCAAUGCAAAAUCAGCAACGGCCACUGACCAUUUUCUACGAUGGCAAGAUGUGUGUUACUGAUGUCACUGAGUUUCAGGCCAAAUCAAUCUUAAUGAUGGCAAAUAAAAAAGAACACGAAACAGUUAAGAUAUCAACAGGAUCAGAGCCAUCAACAUCAGCAAUAGUACAGUCUCCACAUCAAUUGUAUAGCCCUGGACCUGGUCCUGCUCUUUCAAUGAAAACAUCUUUGCAAAGGUUUCUACAGAAGAGAAAAAAUAGGAUUCAACAAGCUUCUCCAUACAAUCAUUAG